GUUUCAUGAGUCAGACUGGGCUGUUGCGAGUUUCUUCUGAAGAUGUACAUGUUGGUUGAAAACCGCUCAAGUUUCCAUCUUCAUCUGAAGAGGUCACCUGGCAUCCGAUCUUGGUCUCUCUUUGUUGGAAUAGCCUCCAUAGGUUUGGCUGCUGCUUAUUAUAGUGCAGACAGCUUGGCAUGGAAACUCUUCUAUAUGGCCGGGUGUUUCUUUGUGGCAGCACAGAAUCUGGACCAGUGGGAGGAAGCUGUAUUUGAUAAGAGCAAGGGAACAGUCUGCCUGAAAACAUUCAAUCUUUACAAAAAAAUACUGACCUUCUCAAAAGGAGGCAACGAACAAGUAGUGGCUCUACUGAAUGAGAUCCGAGAUGUGAACGUGGAAGAGGAGACAGUGCGAUAUUUUGGGAAGGGUUACCUGGUUGUGCUACGAUUUGUCACUGGAUUUUCACACCCACUGACUCAGAGUGCAGUGUUGGGCUGUAGAAGUGAUGUGGAAGCCGUUGCCAAACUCAUUACUAGUUUUCUGGAACUGGACAGAAUAGAGAGCCAACAAGAUCUCUCUCAGAGCAGUGAAACGGAGGCUAGUGAUGCGGAUGAACCACAGGAUAAAUAUCAGUAGUCAUCGUGAGCUGAGGAAAGCAGAGGCUUUCAAACAUCUGGAAAAGAUACUGAUUGAUCUUCAGAAAAAGAAAUCCCUCACAAUCUUGACCUGGGCAUUUCUCUACAUGUGCAUUUAGAAUGGGAGGAAUGUGUCUUAGGGCACCUUUUUUAGUGCGAAACUGCUUCAAGGUCCACGUUCCCAGUAUUGCCAUUGUAGAGUCCAAAGCAAAUUCU
Charadrius vociferus (killdeer) is the source of this 833-nucleotide messenger RNA. RefSeq names its product chromosome unknown open reading frame, human C17orf62. Bases 43 to 618 code for a protein of 191 amino acids. NCBI's taxonomy places the organism in Eukaryota, Metazoa, Chordata, Aves, Charadriiformes, Charadriidae. The transcript has 6 exons. The record is from RefSeq and is a predicted model, not a curated record.